Molecule: messenger RNA, 2693 nt
Organism: Lytechinus pictus (painted urchin)
Lineage: Eukaryota; Metazoa; Echinodermata; Echinoidea; Temnopleuroida; Toxopneustidae
Product: insulin-like growth factor-binding protein 7
Exons: 2
Coding region: 719-1714 (331 amino acids)
Biological process (GO): regulation of signal transduction; regulation of cell growth
Cellular component (GO): extracellular region
Molecular function (GO): insulin-like growth factor binding
Source: RefSeq, a predicted model, not a curated record
AUUCUUACUUGGUACCAGGGGUGAAUUAACAUCUCGGUGACACCUUCAUCCGGUAGCCAGGUGGGUUCAGUGCCCUUUGAAUGACAAUCAUGCUCAUUUUCGCGCGGUUAAGAGUUUUACUCCAGGUUUUAUUCUCAAACGAGAUGCAUUUCUGGGGAGGAAAAGCAGUCUGCUUAGCACUUCCUCCGUGUUUUGAUUAUCAGAUUUCUCAUGUAAUACCUGGUUUUACUACUGGUAUGAAGCAGUAGCUUUUUCAUUCGUAGUUGACGGACAUCAGGUAAUGAUUAUUUCAUCCUGAAAUACACUGUCGCCGGGUUGACAAUAAUGUUGACGAAACCUACAGAGGUGAGACUCAUAACUUUAUUAUUUGAAGGAAGUGGCUUGGAUGACGUGAUUGUGGCUUUUUAUAUCAAGUGCAUCAAUUUCUAAAAGUCAAAAUUGUCACCAUCAAGGCACACUUCAUUGUUUGAAUACAUCUGAUUUGUGUAACCAAAACACCUUUCGGGUGACGAACUGGGGUGACGAAUCGCCAUGAUUCAGAUACCAAGUAAUGGGAAUCAUCAUCAGUUUCUUGAGUUGUCUUGGAAUUGACGAGCAGUGAUUGUCAUAACAAGUCAAGUAAUUCUCAACAUGACUAAAUAUACGUGCAUAGAUUAGGGAAGUGAUACAGGGAAGAAUAUGUUCUAAGAGCUUCUGCAUCCGAAUACGGAAAACAGCGAUGGAGUGCAUCAUCAUCUUGCGUGCAAUCUUAGUUAUUCAACUUUCAAUCACAGUUGUCAAUUCAUCACUGAUAUCGAACCAUGAAAACCAUGACAAAGAAAGCCAUGCCUGUCAUCACGAACAUGGUGGCGCGAAUGGUUCUGGUUGUAACUGCAAGUGCCGUCAAUGUCCGGACGUCGUCGACCGCUGCCCCUACGGGACGAUCCCGGACACGCGCGAUCCACGCCGGUGUUGCAACGUCUGCGCCAUCGGCGUCGGCGACUACUGCGAUCCGGACGCCGACACCUUCACCGAGUACGGUGAAUUCUUCUCAAAGUGGCAGACGUCGGGCACGGGGUUGAUUAUCAAUCCGAUGUCGUUGGUCCGAGACAAGACCAUGAAGACGAAGAAUCGUUUUGGAAGAUGUGGAAACGACAUGCGAUGCCGGCCUGUCAAAGAAUUGCCGUGGAGAAUAGCCGAUGUUGGCUCUAUGGCGGUGUACGCCUACCUACGAUCAAUCAUGGACGUCCGGGGAUCUAUCAAGACUGUGUGUGUUUGCAAGGACAGUGAUAUGGUGUGUGGAUCAGAUGGUAUCACCUACGACAAUCGAUGUUUGAUGAAGAAGGCAGGUACAGAGUCAAAGACGACGAUUACGGAAGUUGAGCCUGGAAUGUGCAAAGGGGCCCCUAAACUAGCUAUGCCGCCCUCUGAUGUUGUACUUCGCUCGGGAGAUCGCGCUCUACUCCGCUGCCAGUUCGUCUCAGAGCCCAUGACGAAGGUCUAUUGGCGACGAAAAGGGAGUCUUCAGCAACCAGCCAUUGAGGCUUUCAUCCCCGGCGACAAUGCCCGUUUCGUCGUCCACGAGCUCGGAGGACCAGAAAAAUUCAUGGUGACCACGAUACUUGACAUCCUGGAUGUAAAUCUGGACGAUGCCGCCAUGUACGAAUGUCGAGGAAGCAAUAUGUACGGGACGACGUCGGGCACGGCGUCCGUGUUCGUUAAAGAUGGCGUUUGAUAAAGGAAUCGGGUGCCCAAUAGUGAUUUCAAGAGAAUCAUGAUUAAAAAUAAAACAAAUGAUGUUCUUAUUAUGGUACCCAAUUGCCCAGAACCGAGCAUCACGAAUGCUUCGAAAUUAAUUCGACUUCAGAGCACUGUAACAACUUUCAACAUGAUCAAUGGAUCAUGCAAUUAGCGAAGCCCGCUGCUAUGUCAGAGCAUAUAUCGUAAUUUCUUUGCAUAUAAUCUUAUAGCCUCAUGUUGGAAAUUACCAUAAACAUGAUAAAAUGACCUAAAAAAGUGAUUAAAAUGCCGUGAAAGCUAUCCUGUCCAUUCAUGUGUCACCAUAAAUUUACUGUCUGGUCUGCAUCUGAACCUAUGCUUCCAAGACCAUUUUAAUGGUCUGCAUUUUGUGAUAUAUUAAUAUAUCUUUGUGAAUAUCAUUUGAUAAUUAGUUCUGAAUUCUAAACUUGAUAAGAAAUAGCAAUGAGGGUUUUAACUUUGAAAAAAUAUACGAAAUGGAAAGGAAUGAAAAAGAAAUAGGAGCCUACUCAAUAAAAAUAUAUCUUAUUUUAGAAUCCUCGAAACACUAAAACAGUGAGUCGAAUUUCGUAUAGCUAACUCUACUUUACUAAAUACUUAAAGAAUUAUUACAACAUUUCGAAAUGAAUAUUACUUACAUGCAUGGAUAGGGGCAGACUGAAGUCCUCACUUUAAAAAAGGGGGGCAUACUUGUGUUUUAACGGCAUAUUUAUAUCACAAAGUUUAACUGUGCCUCUCAAAGGUUGGGGGGAUACGGGUCGGCUGCCCCCCCCCCCCCCUGAAUCCGCCAGUGUCUGUAGGUACCAAUAAAAAUUAAUCAUAAAAUAGAUUUAUCAACAUCAACCGGGGAUGCAUUUGUCAUUUCAAUGCUUGUUGAAAAUAAUAUCGUGAUUAUUAGUAUUACUACGGUGUAUUAUGUUGUGCUGAUUAAAAAGUGAGGCCUUUAGUGUAACUUG